AUGAGCGACAUGAUUGACGAUCCAACCCUACCGAUGCGCGUACGCGUUUCAAACUUUGUAACGCAGCUGCAAGACAAAAUCAUCAAGGGACUUGAAGAGCUUGAUCCCAACUAUACCUUUCUCCGAGAUGCAUGGACGCGAGCAGAAGGCGGCUCUGGCGUUUCUGGAGUCCUCUCUGACAAACGUGCCGUGGACCCAUCCAUUAGGAAGACUAGUCCUUCUGUGUUUGAAAAAGCUGGUAUCAACAUCUCGCUCGUGCAGGGUAAACUACCGCCACCAGCUAUUGCACAAAUGAAGUCCCACCACGCAUCGAUUCCGUAUGACCCGGCAUCCAAAGCGAGCUUGCCAUAUUUUGCGGGAGGAAUAUCCAUCGUCAUACAUCCCCGAAAUCCGCACGCCCCGACGAUCCAUGCAAACUAUCGAUAUUUCGAGAUCACGUCCGACCCGGCAGAAGGCGACGGCGAACCCAAGAUCCUUGCAUGGUGGUUUGGUGGAGGUUCAGACCUUACUCCAUCCUAUUUAUACGAGGAGGAUACCCUCCAUUUCCACAAAACGCUUUAUGACGCCUGCGCUCCGUCGGGGCCGGCAGUCUAUCCCGCUUUCAAAGCCUGGUGCGACGAAUAUUUCUAUCUCCCGCAUCGUAAAGAGUCGCGAGGCAUCGGCGGUAUAUUCUAUGAUGACUUGUGCAACGAGCCGCACCAUCGAAUGCCAGAUGCAGGACCAGGGGAAAGACCCUCUACACCAGAAGAGAUCUUCACACUCAUGAAGAGCUGUGGCGAAUCCUUCCUGCCCAGCUACAUUCCUAUUCUUAAGAGACGUAUCCACAUGCCCUUCACUGAAGAGGAGCGACGGUGGCAGCUCUUGCGAAGGGGACGCUACGUCGAAUUCAAUCUCAUUAUAGACAGAGGCACAAAGUUUGGUCUCCAAACUCCGGGAGUGCGCAUCGAAUCCGUCCUCAUGUCCCUCCCUGAAACGGCUAGAUGGGAGUACAUGACCGAACUGGGAGAGGAAGAGGGAACACGAGAAGCUGAACUCUUGAAGGUGCUCAGGAGCGGAGGACAAGAUUGGCUCGGAAAGAUAAAAGUAUAG
Serendipita indica DSM 11827 is the source of this 1089-nucleotide messenger RNA. The record is from the annotation of a GenBank genome assembly. NCBI's taxonomy places the organism in Eukaryota, Fungi, Basidiomycota, Agaricomycetes, Sebacinales, Serendipitaceae.